Molecule: messenger RNA, 2108 nt
Organism: Crotalus tigris (Tiger rattlesnake)
Lineage: Eukaryota; Metazoa; Chordata; Lepidosauria; Squamata; Viperidae
Product: olfactory receptor 10G6-like
Exons: 2
Coding region: 918-1844 (308 amino acids)
Biological process (GO): G protein-coupled receptor signaling pathway
Cellular component (GO): membrane
Molecular function (GO): olfactory receptor activity; G protein-coupled receptor activity
Source: RefSeq, a predicted model, not a curated record
UCAAGAUGUAUGACUCUGUCUAUUUCUUCACUUUAUGUUCAGAAUUCAUAUCAAGCAGGAAUUCAUAAGAUCUUCAAAACCAACAUCCAACUAUCUCUAGAUGUGAAAUGAAACUGAGAAGAACUAUCAUGGCUUUUUGGAGACCUGGCAUACCACCGACUUGUUGAUGGAACUUUCACUCCUAUCUUUUUUCUAUCAAGCAAUUCCUAACUAACAAAUAGGCACAAUCUGAUUUCUCCUACCCAUGUAAAAGAACUUCCAUCAGCCCCAAAUAAAUACUUUUGUUUUCUGUCAGGUUAAUGAGUCAAGGAGAACAUUCCUAUUAACUUUGCUUCGUGCCUUUGCUUCUUCUCAAGGGGAAUAUCUUGCAAACAUUUUGAAACUGGUCUCUCUCUGGCACUUUUUCUUAACCUGCUGUUGAUACUGCCUCUUUCAACAGCCCAAUCUGUUGGUCAAAGUUUGCUAGUGGGACAACAAUGGGAAAGUCCCAUUGUUCAUUAUCCAGAGUUGAACAGGAUCGGUAGUUUUAUGUGAGCAAAUGUAAACAAGACAAAAACAAUUAGGUGUAUCCCAUUUGCAGCUCGGACAGGAUGAGAGGUAGCUGAUCAACAGUUCUGUCAAAGAGAAGAAAUUCCUGCAGGAUCAUUCAAGAGAACAUUCUUGAAAGAAUUACAAUCUAAUUUCCCCAACUUUAUUUAAAUCUGAUAAAAUAAAUACUGGUUAAAUGCUGAGUAAAUAAUGCUUUUAACAUUAUAAUAGGUUCUACUUUUUGCUUCUUUUUUUCGCCUAAAUCACAUAGAAUUUUGGGAUAUAAGGAGUAUUUCUUCUUCACAGGUCCUGGGCUGGUCCAUAGGGAUCUACUGGUCCAUGCAUUUGUAGGCUAGACAUUAGGUGUUUGAAGAAGAGACUUCUACUAUAUGGAGUGUCCAAAUCAAACAGCCCCAAAUGAAUUUAUCCUCUCUGGGUUUCCUUGUACAGAAGACUUAAAGGCCCCCUUGAUGCUCUUCUUCUCUAUCAUGUUUGCACUCACUCUUUGUGGAAAUUCUCUGGUCAUCUUGGCGGUGAUCACCAACCUUCAAUUGUACAAGCCCAUGUACUGGUUCCUCUGUCAUCUCUCCGUCCUGGAUAUGGCCUUCUCAGCUGUGGUGGUUCCCAAAGUUACUGCAGGAUUCAACCAGCAGGAAAAGAUGAUUUCCUUCUCAGGGUGCAUCUCACAGGUAUUCUUUCUGAACUCGGUUGGGUGUACAGAAUGUUUCCUUUACACCGUGAUGGCUUACGACCGCUUCUUGGCCAUUUGUAAACCACUUCACUAUGGCAACCUCAUGAGCUCAAAAGCCUGUCUCAUUCUCUCCUUGGGUACUAUAAUUGGAGGGACCCUUCACUCUAUCUUGGUGACAUCUCUUACCUUUCAUUUGCCUUACGGAGACAACAACUAUCUUGAUUACAUCUUCUGCGAUGUUCCAUCCAUCCUGAAGAUGGCUUGUGUUGACAUACACUUUCAAGAGACAGUUAUCAUCGUUGAAAUGGGCUUUGUGACAAUCACCUGCUUUCUCCUCAUCAUAGCAUCUUAUACUUAUAUCAUCACAACCAUUUUGAAGAUUAGUAGCAGUGAAGGGCGACAGAGAGCCUUCUCCACUUGCUCUGCCCAUCUUACUGUGGUGGUCAUAUACUACUUGCCCUUAUUUUCUCGUUAUUUGAGACCAGCCUCUCAGGACGUCAUGGAGAGUGUGGUAUGUGUGUUCUACACCACCAUCACCCCUUUGUUGAACCCAAUAAUAUACACACUUAGGAACAAAGAGAUGAAAACUGCUCUAGUCAAACUCUGGGGUGGGAAUCCUGAGUAGGUAGGCAGCAACAGAUGCACCAUGUAUUUUUCCUCAAAACUAGAUAAGCAAUUGUGACCUCUAAUUUACUUUCCUGUAAGGAGGUGCAAAUGAAAAUGAGAAGAGAGAUCAGAACUACUUCUUUUGUAGCUCAUCCAGGAUUGUUGGAGAGGAUAUAUGUGAAUGUCCUAAAGAUGCUUUUUCAUGAGGCAACUGAACUUUCUUGUUUUUCUUUGAAGACGUUUUGCUUCUCAUCCAAGAAGCUUCUUCAGCUCUGACUGGAUG